Molecule: messenger RNA, 6015 nt
Organism: Plasmodium cynomolgi strain B
Lineage: Eukaryota; Apicomplexa; Aconoidasida; Haemosporida; Plasmodiidae
Exons: 2
Coding region: 1-6015 (2004 amino acids)
Source: RefSeq, a predicted model, not a curated record
AUGCACGAAAUAGCGAAAAAAAAAAAAAAAUCUGUGUGCAGUGACAAAAGUUGUAUAGCGGAUAUCUGUUUAGAACAAGCAGAGCAAAGUUACAAUCCUUUUAGGAAUAAACUCAUUGAUGAAGAAGAGGGUAACCAUUUGAAGCCUGCAAAGUGGUACAUGUCGCACGGACAUGACUCCAUCCAUGGGAAAGAAAAUUUACCAAACUGUGAGUCACACGUGAACAGUUCGCUGAUAGACGAACAAAAUGUGCUGGCGAGAAACGAUCAACAUGCGCAUAAUAACCUCUCAAGCAAUUCCACACGCAUAGACAGUUCCGAUGUUUUUUUCCCAACAAAGGAGAAUGGGAACAGUGUCAAGAAGGAAUGCGCCUCAUAUUCGCCAAGCAUAAGUAACAGCCGAAAGUGUGAAUGCAAUGAAAAUGGUAAAACUGGGCAAGAGGGAAGCAUCAAGGAAGGGUCAAAUGGAGACAUGCCGCUUGGACGCAGGAUAAGCGGAUUAAGUUUUUCGGGCGGAAGUGCAUUUGGGAAGGAGGACGAAGAGGUGGGAGAAGAAGAAGUCGAUGGUGACGACGUCGAUGGUAAUGAAGAAGGAGAAGAAGAAAGGGACGAGGAAGAAAAAGAAGCGGAACAUGAAAAAAGCGAUGAUGAUCAAAUUGAGGGUGAUCAAAUUGAGGGUGACCAAAGCGAGGGGGAUCAGCGUGGUGAUGAACGAAGCGGUGAUGAACGAAGCGGUGACGAACGAAGCGGUGACGAACGAAGCGAUGGCGAACGAAGCGAUGGCGAACGAAGCGAUGGCGAACAAAGCGGUGACGAACGAAGCGGUGACGAACGAAGCGGUGACGAACAAAGUGAUGGAGACCAACGCGAUGAAGACCAACGGAAGGACGAAGAAGCAGACUUACCCAUCGACCCCACAACCACAAAGGAAACGCGUCCUAGUCAAGGCAGCAGACGCAAGGAUGACCGCGCUGUCUACGUAAAAAGGGAGGAACAAACUGCAAUAGAAAAAAAAAACAUGUCCAAGGAAAAGACGAACAAGUAUAAAGACAAUUUGAAUUUAUUUAAUGAAGUUUUAAAGCACAAAAGUGAGUUAAGCUAUUUUCAUCAAAAGAUGAUGGAGGAUGAGCAGCAGCAUGAACAGCAGGAUGAACGGCAGCAUGAGCGGCAGGCGAAUCACCUCGUAAGAGGAGACGUACGUGUGAAUAACGAUGCCCACUAUGACGAACGCGUGAGGAGUAGCAAUGUAGUCAAAUUAAGACAAAACGGAAAUGCGCAUCUGUGGAAUAGCAGCUGUUCUAAUGCUGGAGCCUUUUCAGGCAAGUACGAUGUCGCGCAGGUGGGUGUGCGGUCUAAUAAUAGCACGUAUAGUGAGCUCGUCGUGGAUAAAAAUGCCUCUUUUGGGGGAGUUCCCCCCGCAAGCGAAAGCAAUGAGGGAAACGGAGACGACAUGAAUGAUACCGCCGAUUCAGUCAAAUCGGUCGAAUUGAACGGAUCGCCAAAUCAGCGUGAUGGCAGCACCGACAGCUACCGCAGCACCUGCAGCCACGACCACCUCCCCUCGAAAGGGACCCAGAGGGGCGAAUCCAACGGAGCGGAAAAAGAAGGUAACGAGAAGAAAUCAUUGCAGAAGAAAAGGAACUCAAACUUGUACAGCUAUCUAAUCCUAGAAAAUAAAAAGACACAAAUACAAAAAGUAGAAAUGAAAAUAAAUAUAAAAUUUAAAAAUAUUUACUUCGUAAAGUACAAGUAUGUCAAAUGUGUGGUGACUAACAACUCGGGUAUGGUUGUUCACUCGUUCACCUUUUGCAAAAAUGGCACAGAUUUGAAUGCACAGAAUCGGCUUUUUAAAAUGUAUAAUAAGGACAAAGAGAGCUUCAACAUGCUGCAUCGUGAUGAGGUGCAGGUUCUCCUGGAGGAGCUGAAAAGAAUAGCGCACACAGAUGUCACAUUUGAACUCGUGUUCGAUGCGCAGGUGGUUAAUGGGAGGGUCGAAAUAUCUUCAUCAACGUUUUACAGGCUAAGUUUCUACGGCGUCGAGGAGGCGCCCCAGAAGGGGGUGGAGCGAGAUGCGAAGGGGACGAAGAGCAGAGAGACGAGUGCAAAGCUAACUAAAGAGAAAAUGAGUACCCAGGGCAGGGGAAUCAGCGGGACGGUCGCUAAGGUUGGGGCUGCUAAGGGGAAAACUCCCAGCGGGAAGGCCGCUCACGGGGAGGUUAUCAACGGGAAGGCCGCUCACGGGGAGGUUAUCAACGGGAAGGCUGCUCAUGGGAAGGUUACCAACGGGAUGGCUGCUUACGGGAAUGCCGCUAACGGGAAUGCCGCUAACAGGAAGACCGCUAACUGGAAUGCCGCUAACGCGAAUGCCGCUAACAGGAAGGCCGCUAACAAGGUCAUCAACCUGUCCGCGACUAAGCUUGCCUCUAACCACCACCCCCCCACUGAGCCGCUCAAAGGAGCAACGGACCAAACAGCCAAGAGCAGCGCCAAGCCUGUGACGAAACCCAAGGAGGAAAAAGAAAAGAACUCCUACAUAGGAUUCACCAUAUUACACCUUAAGUACCUCUACCAGAUGCAGGAGAAAGGAUCGAUGCAUCUAAAUAUCUCGAAUAACAACAACGAGGAGUUUGAUUUUGUAAAAAACUACAGCAAGGAGGAGCAUUCACAUCACUUGGAUGGAAAAGCAGUUGAAGAAAUGUACUCAAAUAAUUUGAGCUAUGUAGACAAAAUAGGGAUGCUUUUUAAAAUAUUAUUUGGUCAUAGUUUGAAUAUCUCCUCUCAGAAAAUUUUCUUGGAGUAUCGAUUCACUUCAAGUGAUGUGAGUGGUUGGGAUCCUAGUGAGGGUGACUCCUCUGAGAGACAUCCCGAUUUUAAGGGCAUAUUGGAAAUGGUGCAAAAGGGGAGCGUGUCCAACCAUUUAGAAACGAAAAAGGGAGUGGAGGAAUGCAUGAAGAAUUAUCUCAAAACUUGUUCCCAGCAGAUUUACGACGAAAUUACCAUUUCGCUACUUGGUUUGGCAGAGAGAAAAGGAGAACAUAGCGAUAAGGUGUACUGUAGGAAGGACGUGAAGAGUAGAUAUACACAUGGAAGAAGACCCCCUUUUUGUAACUCCCCAAGUGAUGCCACCAUUCAGGGUUCUUCCUCCAAAUGGAAAGCUGGACAGUCUCCUUAUAGGCAGUCUCCUCACAGACACUCUCCUCACAGACACUCUCCUCACAUAGUGCGUAGCGCCGCUAGUAGGGAGGGAACCCCAUACAAAGAGGGCAGUAAAGUACCCAAUGGGGGAUGGGACCAACAUGAAGAUGAAGAAGCGGUAAAACGAUCUAUCCAUAAAAUUUCAGAGGCAUGUCUACCCGACUCAUGCGAAAUAUCACAGAGGUUAAAACCUCACCUGGUCAAUAUGUUGAAAUGGGUAGAGAGAAAGAAGGAGAAAAACAAAAGAAUGGAGAUACUGGAACAUAUCAUACGUAAAUACACCAUUGGCUUCAAUGACUAUCUCGAUUUUGUGGAACUGAGCAACAGCAAUAAGGCAUACAGAGUUUAUGAGGAGAAUAAGAAGUUAAAGGAGUACAUAAAAAACUGCAAUGGUUUUUUUAUCGACACCUUGAUGAGGAACCAUCAGGAGAUACAAAAAUUGAAGCACAGCAAUAAAACUGUUAAUAUAUUGUACAAUAAGGAAAGAAUGAGCAAUUUGGGGAGAAGGGGGACAACCAAAAGGGACUCCUCCGUGGUGGGUGGUCAUUUGGAUGAGAUGGGCGAGCUGGAUGCGCUCGUCGAGCUAGAUCAGUUAGGUGCGAUAAACAUGCUGGAACAAAAAAAUGACAUUUUUGGCAGCAUAAUUAGUAGGAGACCCGUUGGGAAUCUCUCCUCCUCAGCGAGCACAGUGAAGAAAGGAGAGCAGGGAUGUUCCCCCGUUUGUCCAGACAUGACAAGGCAGGAUAAUCAAAGUGGUAAUUACCAUGUGGGGAGAAAAUUAGAAGAAUUUUUUUCGAAAAGAAACUACGCGAAGUUAGCGGCGGAUGGUAGUCGUGAAAACAAAAAGACUGCUCUUCUACAUGGUAAGUCGGAUUGGCUGAAAAAGGGUGGAUUGGUCCUGCAAGACCUUCAAAGAAGAAACUCGUACAGUAGGUCGUCCCCUCAAUUGAGCUCCUUUAGUGCGUUUCAUUUUGGCAAUGGCGGGGUGCUUAGAACCAGUCGGAGCAGCCGAAGCGGCCGAAGUGGCCGAAGUGGCCGAAGCGGACUCGCCAGCGAGCAUACGUGUUCCCACUCGUGUCACCUCGAAAGGGGGAAGUCGCGCGUCGAGCGAGCAGCUUCACGAGGAGGGGGCGGCCAAACGGAGCGAACGGAUCAAAUGGGGAGAAGUGGUCCAAGAGAUCGAAGUGGUCCAAGCGAUCGAAACGAUCGAAAUGAGCGAAGCGACCGAAAUGAACGAAGCGACCGAAAUGAUCUCUCCGAUCGAAGCCGCCUGCUGAAGUUCUACUCGAACCCGAUCGGCGCAGCCCUCCUCGCGCGCGCGCCGAAGAAGAAGGAACAUAGUGAUGCCACCACGAGCAGUCUUGUAAAGAGCUCAAAAGAUACACAUCUACAUGAAAAGGCGAAAUGGAGCGUGUGGAGACGUCGAACUGUUGGGGGGAAUGGUGCGCAGGGAAGUAGGAAUGGCCUUGUGGGGGUGAAUGCCCCGUCUAGCUCUGCACAGUCCAGUAAUCAUGAAAUAAAGCCAAGACAACCUCUUAGUGCGUUGAACAAAAAGAGUAGCACGACGAUAUGCAGUGGAGAAGCGAUCCAUGCUGGUGGCACUGUGAGGAGCAGCCAAAAGGUGAAGUGCGAGAGGGAUAAAAAGGGCGCGACCACGAAAGGGACUCGCCACGCGGGGGACCACCACGCUGAGGUGAACCACGCUGGGAAGCCCCCCAACGGGGAAUGCAACCCAUCGGAAGCACGCCCCGAUUUGCAGAGUCAAAGAUGCGAACGGGAGGUGUCCACAACCAGUUGCAGCAAGAAAAAUGGUCCAAGAGACCUCCCUGAAGGAGGUGGUAACCAUAGUGCAAAUAACCCUAAGGGGAAUCUCCUCAGAAGGACAAAAAACAACUACGACACGAGCGAGGUGUUAAAGAAGGAGUACUUUCAUAAUGCGCAGAUGGGGUCAAGGAAGAAGGGUCAGGCUACCUUGCCCAAUUAUUGGGUGAACCUUCCGAGAAGUGAAAAAGGGAAAGGAAAGGCAAACCUAGCCGAGGGGACGAAUAGCAGUUCGAGUGAGGGCAAAUCUGGUGAGUCGAAGAUAACGCAUGCAGGGGAAGGUGAAAACGCAUCCGUCACAAGUUGGAGAAACGAAUCCGUGACAACGUUGAGAGGUGGUAAGUCGGAGACCAAUACGGGAAGGAGAUCUACACACGUGGGUUCAAAUUCCGAUCACGUGCAUGGGAGGGAAAAAGUAACAGACUCGGUAAUCACCCUUGGAGGAGCAAACAAGGUUAACCACAUAGACAACGUAAAUUACAAAAAAAAAUAUAUCGAAAAAAUUAUAUCAACAUAUGAGGAUUAUGUUAUUCCGAUCAAGGGGGAUGAUCAACGUAGUCAGGGGAGAAAAAUAUGUACAAUUCGCAGUUCAAGCAGUAAGGUGCAGUCACCAAGGGGAGAUACAAACGGUGUCAGGAAGAAGGAAGAAGGGGUGUGUACCCAGAAGGGGAGUCACCGAGACGACAAUGCUAUUAAGUCCAUAAAAGAAAUCAUCGAAUAUAAUUUAACGAGAAAAGGUAGCUUUGAUCUAAACGGUAUAGAAAAAAAGGCGCUCCUCAAAAAUCUGCACAACAGUACGGUUGGCUCCUGUGUGUACCCUGAGGGAGUAAAGGUGGGUGGACAGGAGAGCCAUUCGAAGGCUGUGGCGGGGGGAGAGAAACGACGUGCCCCCAACUCGAAAGAUGCUUACAUCCUUGACCUUAUAAAUAAAAAUUUGAAUAAGUCCUUCAACCAGCUGGACAGGAUAAAGAAGAAGAUGAGCGAGCACUUGGUCGUGUAG